UAUUAAAAAAGAAAUUACAUAAAUAUAAAGUUGCAGAAAUUAUAGUGCUUUCCCUUCACUAGUUUCUUUGCCUGCUUUCCUGUGAUUGUGCAGUCCAGUUACAUUCAUGGUAAUGGGAAAUGUUGGUGGUAGAGAAGAUGGUGAAGGAACUUCAGGAACAAAGAAGAAAGGAUAUGAAGUGGAUAAUGAACAGUUUAAUACAGACCCAAUGCUUCAUUCCCCUCCCCAAAGUCCUAAUAAUGACGCUUAUCAGCUUCCUUUCCAAUACCCUCCACAGAUCCCUAUGUUUCCCUGGUUAAGAUCUGCUGAAAUGAUCCAAGACCAAAGUGAUUUGCUCGUGCAGAACACUAACUUGCCAUGGGAGUACAACGAUUCAGGCAGACCUUUGAAUUUACAGAUCUCUGGGGUUCCCUUGCCCAGGCCUGGUCAAAUGAGCCAAUUCCAAAAUGAUCCACCGGUACAAAAGUUGAUGCGCUGCAAGGAUUUCGACCAAGAGGAGAAGAGAGCAGUGAUGAUAACAUGGUGUUUCGGUGGCAAGCAAGUGGCUAUUACCGGAUCAUGGAGCAAUUGGAAGACCAUAGAACCUUUGCACUCUUUGGGUAAAGAUUUCAUUAUCAUGAAGAUGCUCCCAUGUGGUGUUUACCACUACCACUUCAUUGUCGAUGAGCUAAGGAUAUAUGCUCCGAACUUACCCUGCGAAUUCGAUGAGUCCGGGAAUGUUUAUAACAUUUUGAAUUUGCAGGACUUUGUUCCAGAAGCUCCUGAAAGCCUCUCAGAGUUCGAACCUCCUCCUUCCCCUAUAUCGAGCUACGACAAUCAACCACUAAACAGUGGUGAUUUCAGCAAGCCUCCACCUGAACUGCCUCCGCAGUUACGGACAAAGAUAUUCGAAGAACGAUCGUUUGUUAGUCGGAAGCCAAAGUCCUCGCGAAGGCCUUCUCAUACAUUGCUGAACCAUCUUUACAAGCAAGAUGGUGAUGAUGGUCAGUCUAUGGCACUUUGCUCAACACAACGGUUUCUUCAAAAAUAUGUAACUGUAGUACUGUACAAGUCCGUGCAUAGGUAAAU
Messenger RNA from Hibiscus syriacus, 1068 nucleotides. Its product is annotated as SNF1-related protein kinase regulatory subunit beta-2-like. Bases 107 to 1066 code for a protein of 319 amino acids. The transcript has 6 exons. Gene Ontology annotation, molecular function: protein binding. The record is from RefSeq and is a predicted model, not a curated record. NCBI's taxonomy places the organism in Eukaryota, Viridiplantae, Streptophyta, Magnoliopsida, Malvales, Malvaceae.